This is a messenger RNA of Closterium sp. Naga37s-1, 1819 nucleotides long. NCBI's taxonomy places the organism in Eukaryota, Viridiplantae, Streptophyta, Zygnematophyceae, Desmidiales, Closteriaceae. The record is from the annotation of a GenBank genome assembly.
AUGCGACCACUGCGACGCUCAUCGCGAAAUCGCAGCGGCGCGUCGGCUGGCGUCCCGUCGUCGGCGAGCCCGCUGUUGACGGCGGCAUGGCUCCUCGCAGCGGCAUUUCUGUGGACCUCCGGCGCUCGCGCGCAGGGAGUCGCGGUGGACUCGGCCGACUGGACGACGCUGGUCGCGCUGCGGGACGACAUGUCGUUUCUGGUGCCCACGAGGAGUCCCAAGGUCUACUGGACGGCGCCUGACAGCUGCGACAGCCUGUUUGGCAUCAUGUGUGACGGGGACGGCAACGUAGUCUCCCUGGUGAUGACGGGAGCCAAUGGACCGCUGCCAGCUGUUAUCGGAAAUUUCCCCUACCUCUAUUCGCUUUCUAUCUCAGGGAAUCUAACCUCCCUGCCUGUUGAGCUCAGCAGCCUCUCCCUUCUCACUGUUCUGCACCUGUCUCGGAACAACAUAACAGGCCCUUUCCCAGCGUCCAUCCUCGCUCUCAGGAAGCUCAGAUCACUCAACCUAGAGUUGAACCAGCUGUCUGGCAGCCUUCCCUCCGGCAUAUCUGCCCUCUCCUCCCUCAGCGACCUGCGGCUGGACUCCAACCAAUUCACCGGAUCCAUCCCUUCAACCAUUGGCAAACUCUCCAACCUCACUCUCCUGUCGCUCUCGUCCAAUCAGGUGACGGGCGCCAUUCCACCUGCCAUUUCGACCCUCAAACUUUUGAGAACCCUCAAUAUGCAGCGCAACAAGCUAACAGGCUCCAUCCCUUCUCAGACCAGCACUCUCACCCGCCUGCAACGCCUGCACCUCAAUCGCAACACGCUCUCAGGCUCCCUCCCUGCAACCAUCAAGGCCCUCACCGCCCUGCGCAUGCUUGUCUUUGACUACAACACCAUUAGUGGCUCUCUCCCCGCCUCCAUAGGGGCCCUGCCCUCGCUCGUCUACCUGAGUGGCAGCAAAAACAAGCUAACUGGUGCCAUCCCGUCUGUCAUUGGGGCUCUUUCAAAACUCACUUACCUAGCACUCGACCGCAAUUCUCUUUCAGGUGCAUUCCCUUCGGCGCUCUCCAAACUCAGCUACCUUCAAACCGUCUCCCUCUAUCGCAACAACAUCACUGGGUCGCUCCCUGUGGGGCUGUCUCAGCUCUCAUACCUAUUUGACCUCGAAUUGUCAUACAACAAGCUCACGGGCACCAUCCCCGCCUUCUGCAACACCGACAUGGCAGACCUCUCCAUCCUGAGCCUCUCCAACAAUCUCCUCACGGGUUCUCUCCCAGCCUCGCUCUCGCUCUGCGCCUCCAUUUACUCCCUGGACGUGAGCGGCAACUAUUUCAACAACAAUCCUGCCUCUCUCAUUGCCAGCAUGACCUCGCUCGCCUAUCUCAACCUAUCGCGCAACUACUUCACGGGUCCCCUCCCAUCGCUCCCCUCGGCCUCCGCAGUCCUCUCUCUCGACCUCUCCUCCAACUAUUUCUUCGGUCGUGGCAACGCGUACGACACCGCCAGCAGCCCCAUCUGCCCUUCCGCAACAGUCCCUGUCAGCACCACCAACAACUGCCUCUCCUACCUCGCCUCCCCUCCUUGCACCGACCCUAGCUAUCCCCCGGACCAGCCGCAGCGUCCUGUAUUUCAGUGCCAAGCCUUCUGCCGGACCAACUUCUCAGGUUCGGACAUCGCGGCCGUGAACGAGCAGUGUGGGUUCGGCGGAGGGGUGUGUAUUGCCACGGCAACAGUCUCGGCGGCAGCGGGAACAGCUACAGUGCAGUUCAAGUGUAGCUGUAACACUACGUUCUAUACCUUAUCUACAGACAGCUUGACAUGCAUUCGAAAGC